AUGGAUGACCAAAGCUCUGGAUCGGUCAGAAUCGAGAAGCUGACCGCAUCUAACUUUUACAUCUGGAAGCAGAAAAUCGAGCUACUGCUUGCUCUCCGAGAUGUCGAUCAAUACGUUUUUGAUGAUAUUUCGGAAAAUGCGACCUCAGAUGAUCGCAGGAAGUGGAUUCGUGGUGAUGCGAAAGCAAAGGCAGUCAUCGGACUCACGCUUUCUGAUGACUACUUGCAACAUGUGCGAGGGUGUAGCAGUGCAAAAGAGACAUGGGAGGCGAUUCUGAAUGUGUUUGAGCGUCACACUUUGCUCAACAAACUUUCCGCCCGUCGCGACUUUUACACUGUUUCCAUGCUCCCAUCCGAGAAAGUGCUCGUGUUCAUCAAUCGUGUGAAGCAACUUGCUGCCAGAUUGCAGUCAAUGAGUGUUGAGAUUGACGAUAAAGAAAUUGCAAUGGCUGUGUUGAAUGGCUUGCCUCCACGAUUCGAUAACUUGAUUGUUGCACUUGACGCACUUGGCAAUGAGGAUAAAGUGUUUGGACUCGAUUUUGUGAAGAGUCGUCUGCUGCAAGAGGAACAACGAGAGAGCAUGAAGACCGCUUCUACUACUUCACCCCACGCACCUGCACUUGUCAAUCGCAUGCCUAUUCGACGUGAUAUGAGAUGUACGAACUGUAAUCGACAUGGACACACCACAGCACGUUGCUGGGGCAAGGAUGUCAAUGGGCGCCGACCAGCACCGCCAGACGGGUUCCGGUCCCGCAACCCCGGCAUGAAGCCAAGUGCAUUCGUAUCUCGAGAUGAAACUUCUACUGCUGCCUUUGCUGAAAGCGACUUUACAUGCCUGCUUUCGACUUCUUCUCCCGAAAAGAAGGCAGUGAACGCAGGGUCAUGGCUUGUGGAUUCCGGUUGCAGUGCCCACAUUACAUUUGAUCGCUCUUUGUUCGUUACUUAUGAAGAGAUGCAAUCUGGAUCAGUCGAGAUGGGCACGAAGGCUAGAGCCAAUGUCGCUGGUCGUGGUGAGGUAGAAUUCAUGUUGAACGUCAAUGGUAGUCCACAUCCUUGCAAAUUGUCCAACGUUUUGCAUGUCCCUGAUUUCGGAUACUCGCUUCUGUCUGUUAGCCAAAUCGUUUCAAAGGGCUUGCAAGUGUCAUUUGAAAAAGACAAAUGCAUCGUUACUGCAGGACCAACUGUAGUUGCCACAGCUAGUCAAGUUGGGGAUUUAUUCAUACUUGAUGUCAUGAAUGAAACUUUCUCUGCUCAUGUAGUUACCUUGCAGACGCUACAUGAACGAAUGGCCCAUGUUAACGUACAAGGAAUCGCAUCAAUGAUUCACAAUAAUGUGGUAAGUGGCAUCAAUUCUGACAAUCACUCUCUCCUUUGUCCUGCGUGUGUGUUCGGCAAAGCAACGCGAUCAGUAAUCCCGAAACAGCGAUCAUCGUCUCGAGCACAGAACUGUCUUGACUUGGUACAUUCUGACGUUUGCGGUCCGCUCGAAGUACAGUCCAUUGGUGGUUCGAGAUACUUCAUUACAUUUGUAGAUGAUCACUCGAACUUGGUAGUUGUGUUGGAAAUCUUCGACCACAUGCUAAGCUCCAAGCCUGACAGAUAA
Molecule: messenger RNA, 1602 nt
Organism: Chondrus crispus (carragheen)
Lineage: Eukaryota; Rhodophyta; Florideophyceae; Gigartinales; Gigartinaceae
Exons: 2
Coding region: 1-1602 (533 amino acids)
Source: RefSeq, a predicted model, not a curated record